Portunus trituberculatus (swimming crab) is the source of this 6065-nucleotide messenger RNA. Its product is annotated as neuroligin-1-like. Bases 1 to 4059 code for a protein of 1352 amino acids. Lineage: Eukaryota; Metazoa; Arthropoda; Malacostraca; Decapoda; Portunidae. Gene Ontology annotation, biological process: neuron cell-cell adhesion; synaptic vesicle endocytosis; postsynaptic membrane assembly. The transcript has 12 exons. Gene Ontology annotation, molecular function: neurexin family protein binding; signaling receptor activity. Gene Ontology annotation, cellular component: cell surface; postsynaptic membrane; synapse. The record is from RefSeq and is a predicted model, not a curated record.
AUGGUAGUCAACACUAAUUCAGGCCCCGUGCGAGGCGUCCACGUGAAGCCCAACAACCGGUACCUGAAACCCGUUGUCUUGUUCCUCGGGGUGCCUUACGCCGCCCCGCCAGUUGGAGCUCUCAGAUUCAUGCCCCCAAAAAGUGCUCUGAAGUGGUCUGAGGAGAGGAAUGCGCGUGACCAACAAGGCGGAGGCGCUGAAGAGGAUGUCAGAAGGACGCUACAAUUACCUGCAGCGUCUCAUUCCGCUACUCCUGAACCAAAGCGAGGAUUGUCUCUACCUCAACAUCUACACGCCGAUCAGAGACCUCCUGUCACCCAAGCCGGCCAACGAGCUGGUCCCUGUCAUGGUGUACAUUCACGGGAGUCGUAUGAGUGGAACAGCGGCAACCCUUACGACGGCACGGUGCUGGCCUCCUACGGCAGGGUGGUGGUGGUGACUGUUAACUUCAGACUAGGAGUAUUAGGAUUCCUAAAGCCGAAGAUGCUGGGCCGAACACUUAGCAACUUCGCCCUUCUGGACCAAGCGGCUGCUCUCCACUGGGUCAAACACAAUAUUGCCAACUUCGGCGGGGACCCUGAGGCUGUCACUGUCUUUGGCCACGGUACUGGGGCUGCCCUGGUGAACCUGCUCCUUAUAUCGCCCGUCACUCAAGCGUCUAGAGGGCUGGUCAGGAGGGCGAUUCUAAUGAGUGGAUCUGCCCUAAGUCGCUGGGCAAUGACUUAUGACCCUUAUAAAUACACGGCACAGAUGGCCGAGGCGCUGGACUGCCCUCCCUCAGACGUGCGGGACGGCCUUAUCACUUGCCUGCGCAGGAAGUCGGUGCGGGAGCUGCUGUCCGUCAACCUGCAGACCAAGCCCUUCUACACGCCCCUCGGCCCUGUGGUGGACGGCGUCAUCAUCAAGAAAGACCCGCUCAAGUCGAUGAGGGAGGACACAGGAAUCUUCGGCAAGUUUGAUUUGAUGUACGGCGUAACACGAGCCGAGAGUUUCCACAUGCUGGGCGACGCGGACUCCAAGAACGGGUUUUCUGUGCACCGUCGCAACCACCUGGUCAACGCCUACGUCAGCAACAACUAUGAGAACUUCCCGGGGAUGGUGCUAUCAACCGUCACCAGCCAUUACACCUCCUGGGACAAAUCGGCGCCCACAGACCCUCGGGAGGUGCGCGAUCUCACGAUGGACCUGAUGAGCGACGCGCAGAUCAAGGCUCCUGUGAUGCAGAUGGCGGAUUUACACUCUGACAUCCACCAGAAGAGUUUCCUGUACGUGUUCAACCACCAGAGUGCAUUUGGUGACUACCCGCAGUCUCACGGGGCCAUCCACGGCGAGGAGUUGGCGUACGUGUUCGGGGCGCCGCUCGUGGGAGGCUUCAACCACUUCGGGCUCAACUACACGCUGCAGGAGAAGCUUCUGUCUGAGCUCGUCAUGAUCUACUGGACUAACUUCGCCAAGACUGGGAACCCCAACCUCCCCACGCCCCAGAGCUACAAGACACCAGGGGCCUCCAGACAAUUCCAAGAGAACAUGAAGGUGAUGUGGCCGGCGUAUGAGAAGCAGCUGCAGCAGUACCUCCACAUAGACAUGGAGGUGAAGAGGAAGGACCGAUACAGAGCUAACUUCAUCGCGGUAUGGAACAAGGUCAUCCCGAACCUCCUGGUCACCUCCCCUCCCACACCCAAGCCAGAGACCCUCGUCACGCCUUCCACCUUCUACUCCUGGACCACGGCUCCCCCGACACUGCCAGACAACCACAUCCCGAUCCACGGCAUACGCGGCUACAACAAUGAGGUCACAGAGAAGUCCAGGAGACCCUUCGAACCAAAGAUUAUCCCGGGGCCGCCUACAGAACUCCCACAGGUGACCCCGACGCCCUCCCAGCCUACCCGUCAGGCUGCCGGAACCCCAAUCAGCAUAGUAAUUCUGGUCGGUAUCUGUAUUCUGAUCGUGAACUGCUGUGCCAUGGGCGGGGUAUACUACCAGAGGGACAAGAUUCGCCACCAGUCCAGGCUGUUGAGGAACACUUUGCGGCCUAAGAAGAGCGAGGAAUCCGAAGAGAAGACCCCAGAGACGCCAGUAGUGGAGCCCAAGAAGGAAAAGACCCACAAGAAGAAGGGAAGUGGUAUUAACUUUAGCUUCGAUAUCUGCAAUGAGGUGCUUCCCGACGGUAUGUCUCGUUCCUCUGGACCUUCCAGGGAGUCGUCAAUGAAGCGAAAGGAACAUCGGUCAACGUCACAAAGCUCCUCCUCCAAGCCAGGCACUCCCAAGGGCACGAGCAAGAGUUCCAAAAGCCCCAAGAGCGGACACAAGCGCCACAAGAGCGAUGUUUCGAUGUAUAGUGAGAUAGGAAAGGUGACGGAGGUAGAGGUGCAUGGGGUGGGGACAGGCAGCUCUCUCUCCAGACAUCAGCGUAAGAACCCCACUGUUAAAUUUAACACCCUGGGCUCCGGGCUACCUCCAAAAGCCGUCACCAAGAGCACCACAUCCAUCUCCUCCAGAGCCUCCAUCAAGAGCAACACCUCACGUGCCUCAGUUAAGAGCACUGCCUCCAGAACCUCCGCUAAGAGCGCUACUUCAGAAAAACGCCUCAAGAAGAAUGCCAGCUGUCAGAGCCUCCCAACAGCUGAGUACUCCUGGGGCAUAACUCCCGAGAUGACCAUGACCCAACGAGAUGACCCUGAAGGCCACGCUGAUCUGAAGGACACACCUGCAGACCGCCAACAGACUGUCCUAGCGAUGCAGAAGCUCAACUACCCAAAGGUGCUGCCCGAUCAUCCCCCAGAUGGCCACCACGCCACCCUGCCGAGGUCUCGGCCGCCACCGCCUCCACGCUCUACCUCCCUCACCUCGCGGGACAUUCAGGAGCUGGAAGAGUCUAUCCACGUGGUAUACCGCAAGAAGAAGCCACCUCGUAGGGAUGCCUCCACUGACUCGUGUGACCUGAGUGGCAUGGACAACAUCUACCUGAUGGGUGCAGAGGCGGGGCCGCCUGCCUCCAUGUACGGCGCGCCAGCAGCCACCGCCACUGUCAACAAGGCACGAGCCAGGAAAAGUGAUGGAGGUGACUAUGCGCGUGAAUACGGCGACUACGGCAGGCAGAGCGCCGUGGCGGAGUACCUACGUGCAGUUCCAGCAGUUCCAGAUGUCGGAAGGGCGACGCCCGUUGACUUUAGUCGCCCACCAGGUAAUCCAGUGUAUGGCAGCUACACUCCGUAUGACACAACUUACCUGUACAAAGACAGUGGCGAGCCAAGCCCCAAGGCUCCCAUCGCCCCAAAGGCACAUGAUGCAGCAAAGACUUAUGGUGCAUACAGCGACCAGAGGACCCCACACAGACCACUUGCUACCUUCGGGAAAACUAGCACUUACCCAGCGGGAGAGGCCGCACCACAGCCUGACUACAGCCAGAGCCGACCACCCCAGGACAUGAGUCCCAUGGCAGCUUUACCUCACACCUCACCAGCAGUGGUCACGGCGGCAGCACAGACUGCCCUGGCAGCAGCCACAGCCCCGGCCUUUGUGGGUGCCUCUGCUCCCCCUCGAACUAACUCUCCUAAAGAUUACGGUGUGCCACCACCGGCAGCUAUGCACACCUCUGCCCUCCGGCAGCAGUCCUCCACCACGUCCAGCUCAGACGCCACCACCGUAUACGAGCAGACGGAGAACACUGGCACCAUAAAGCGGAAAAAGACUAAAGGCGACACCUCCUCUCCUAACACCAUCACCCCUCCGCAAAUUCCCUCCUCCCCGGAGCCUGACAAGCCCUACGAGAAGCCGUUGAAAAGUGCGCUGAAGCAGACAUCAGCGUAUGACAGACCUAAGCCCUUGAUGGCGAGGGCUCCAGGUGCCUCCCCGCCAUCCACAAGCGCCUCAGCCUCCAGCCUUAGCAGCAGUAGCACAAACAAUGAUCCUUGUGACUCUGACCACAGACACGCUCCAUUGAAUCGCACGCCUUCAGCCAAAAGAUCAGCACGCGUGGCCACACCGGCUGUCAGAAGGAAGGGUUCCCGCCAAGACAACCACACCACCACCUCCACCACCAUCCAGACAGACCCCUAGACGCCACGUCGCUUGUGGGUUUGACCUCCUGUCAGGCGCAGUGUUCACACUGCGGUGUGUUCCGUGACUGUUCCAGGCCGCCACAAGGCCCAGUCUACGUGCGUAUGCAACAUACCUACGUAUUUCCAGUCACAACUAUUUACAUUUGACUCAGCUGCGUGUGGUGAGCCUCAGAGUGGGCUUCCUGCAGCAUCACCUUAUUGUGUUACAGCCACCUGCCUCCACCUAACCGCCGUCAGUGCACGCUGUUCCUCGCAACAAUUGUCUCGGAUCGCUGCAGGAGAGCGGGAAGGGUUUUGUUUUGUCCUCCAACGGACCAUUAUGAGUCACCGACUCUCAAGCAAGUCACUAGUCAGUCCAAAGUGAGGAUUUGUGGGAAUCACAGUUGCAUUUACGAGAUUCCAUUGUGUCGAGUGGUUGCGGCCGCAGCCUCUCCCGAGACCCAGACAUCUCGGACACAACUCCGUACAAACCUAGUGCCCUGGGCCUCGGCCCUUUCUUUUUUAUUAUUAUUAUUAUGGUAAGAAGCUUGAAUCGUGUCCUCGGGUAGCUACACAAGUUCCUGUUCAUGACAAUUCCUUCAGUGUGAGCGGCUGAGGUGUUCCUGUUCUUGGUUCAGCCGCUCGCAUCACGCAUCACGUGUAUUUGUGGCUUGUGUUCCAACGAAACACUUCGCCUCAUUCUUACUUGCGUACAAUGUUCCUUCCUAGUUUUUAAAUCUCACCCUCAUUAUUCAUGAGAGAAAUGUCUCCACAGUAUUUCAUGACACACUAUUUUUAUUUCUUUACUAGAGAACUUUAAUUUUUGAAGGUAGUCACAGGGAGGCACCAAGAAACUUGUCACUGUUCGACGCUGUGAAUUUCUAUUGUUUUAGUUAGUUUUCUUGUAGAUGUUUCUUAUCAGAGCUGCAGAUUUGUGCAUUGUGGGUUUGGAAAUUGUGGUGUAGGCUUCACUGGUCCUCACAGCGGUCACCUGAUGGCCGGCAGGUGUAAUGAGGUCACAAAGAUUACGCUAAGUAUUGGUGCUUCCUGUUUUCAUUAAAAUUCAAAUCAAAACACACGAACCCCAUGAGGAAAACUGUAUAGGAUUAAAAAAAAUCUUGAUGAAAAUCUACUUUACAUUAGAUGUAUUUUUAGUUCAGUAUGUCUUGGGAAUUAGUUUUUCCUUUUUUGUAUACCAUACACUUGUUGUAAGCGAUGUCAGCGUGACCACUUGUUGUCAUCACACGGCAUUGCUUUGGUAUAUUGAUUUGUGUUCGUGCGUGUGUGCAUGACGACCAUUCCAUGAAAAGGGGUAGCGACGCACCCCGCGCGGAGGGAGCGGCUCGCUGCCCCCAACACUCACUAAGAAAGGUUCACUACACUGCUAAGUACUUCACAUUUUUUUUUUUUUUUUUCGCUCUCUUUUGUCUCCCGAUUUCGGUGUUUUGUAUAAUUCAAAGUGCAGGGAAAGAACAAAGGUAAUAAGCGUGGAACUCUGCCUUCCACACAGUUUCAAGAAAUAGAAGUGCUACUUAAAAAAAAGAGAGAGCACACAGACAGCUUCCUGUAAGAGAUUGUGUGGCCGCCUGUCAAUGCGCGCUGAUGGGUGUGCAAGCGAAUGCAGACAUCUGGAGAGUGACGGCGAGGCGAGUUGCGAGUAACGUAGUAUUCUUGCUUCGUCUUUUGUUUGAGCCUCGUGCCUUCUUCGUCUAGGGAAGGAGGCAGCAUUAAACAAGGAGAGAUUAGAUGGAGUGAGUAAAAGUAGGUACUAUAUUUUAUCACACCAUGCAGUUAGUUUUACGUUGGUCAAGAUCUCAGUGGAAUCAUGACACUCACUUGUCAGGUUCAAUCCCUAGACACCUGAUUGAUUACUGGAUGUGUCUUGGACGAGUUCAGCCCACACACCUGACGCCACUUCUUCAAUGUUCCUGUCAGGUGGGCGGGGCCUGGGCUACCUUCACGUAUUCGUGGUGACAUCUCAAGUCCAAUCAGACUUAAGUUAAAAACAAUAAAGCUUUUUUUUUC